Molecule: messenger RNA, 9646 nt
Organism: Ixodes scapularis (black-legged tick)
Lineage: Eukaryota; Metazoa; Arthropoda; Arachnida; Ixodida; Ixodidae
Product: protein FAM8A1
Exons: 5
Coding region: 23-922 (299 amino acids)
Source: RefSeq, a predicted model, not a curated record
UGUGAUCGAUGCACCUUUCAAGAUGGCCGAAAGCAGCCCUUCCAAACCGAACCCCGAGAACGUGAACGACGGGCGCAUACACGACCCAAAUGAAGAAGCAACUGCCAUGAGCAACGAAUCGACGUCGGGGGGUUCGCAGCAGUCGUCUCGGGAGGCCUACAUCACGGCACUGAACCAGUGGCUGUGGCAGUGCUACCACUGGCAGUGCUUCUCGGCCGCACUCCCUUACGUCGCGCUUCAAGCGUCGACUCAAAACAGAACUGCGUACGAAUCGGUUGACAUCAAUCGCAACCUGCCGAGAACAUUUAUCGCGAACCAAAACCUCGUUGGCGGACAUAGAGUGCAACGACCAAAUGCUGCUCCUAGGCUGGGGCACGAGUUCAAACUGCCGCCCUUGUGGAAGCGCUUCGCUGCGGAAGUUCUCGAUUCCUUCAUUCUGCUGUUUGUUAAGCUACUGGUGACAUAUAUUGCUGUCGACUUUUUUGACAUAAUAGAUCUUGAAAAAUAUGAUUUCGACACGUUGCGCAUUGAUGCCCUCAACUACAGGCUGGCAUUUGAAAUGACUUCAGAGAUUGUAGUACUCGAGCUUAUCCACAGAGUCCUCGUCUGCCUCUAUGAGACGAUCUGCCUGCACCGGGGUAGCGACACUCCUGGCGGCCGAACGCCCGGGAAGGGCGUGUUUGGGCUGAAGGUCGUGUCCUGCGCCAGCGUCGAAGACAUUGGCGAUAGCCGGAUAAGAGUUUACCCUGCGGGCGACAUUGGACUGGGCUGGGCCCUGCUGCGUUCCUUUGUGAAGAACUUCACGAUGGCGUUCCUGUUCCCAGCCUGCCUUACAAUAUUCUGCUUCCAGCAUGGCAGGGCGGCCUACGACAUCCUCUGCAACUGCAUUGUCGUGGAGGAGCUGCCACAGAGGAAUGAGUAGCCAGCACACCACGCUGCACUCCACUACGCCUCGUCUUAAACCCAUCGUAAUAUUGCAACCUCAUACAUUCUCGAGUUGCGAGACGGUGUUGAAUCAUGAGAAGAUUGCAUUCCGUGCAGCAUUGCAUACAACCCAAGGGACGAACGGCUGUCUUGGAGAGGAGAUAGUCCGUUACUAGAUCGCAAAAAAGCUGGAAAGCUUGUUGUGCCGUUGUUUUUGAGAAGUCUAUAUGCCUGUAGCAUUUCAUGUCGACACGGUCAAACAUUUGGUUGUGCUGUUGCGAGUGCAACAGGCCUACGAAAAAAGCUACCCUGUCGACUUCUGUGAGAGCAUCCAUACCAAGUGUUGUGAUGGUUGUAUACUUCUUUGAAGAUCACCAACGUUCUCCGCUUUGUGCGUCCCUAAAGUGCCAUGCUUUUUUUAUUUUUCCGUCGUUGCUAAGUAUCUAGUUUCAACUGGAAGCGAGUGAACCACCAACAGAUACUAUUUUGCUUUUGCAACCUGCACCCGCCACUAUGGCAAGCCUUGAAAGAAGAUGACCGAGCCCCACAUAAUAAUUAAAGAAAGCCCACUCCAUUCCCAGUGGAUUUGUUCCUUCCAAUCCUUGUUUUGCUGGUGCCAUACCUGGCAUGGCCGCCGGGACACCGACUACUUCGCGAACAUAUAUUUUCAUUGCUAUUUGUUCGUUGUUAUCGUAGUUUAGUAAAUCAUGAAAGACAAGUGGAUUGAGGCACUUCCCGAAACAAUUUAUGAAUGUGCUAAAACUAGACCAACGUGGUUGAUUCUGGGUGUGUGUAGUGUGAAGGCCUGUCCAAACAGGAUAGGUAGUUCAAAAAUCGUGAGGCGAUACGACGACAUGAAUCGUGUGGCGCUCUGCUUCCGUCAGUUUUUUUUUUUUGGGUGGGGGGGGGGGAGGGGGAGGGGGAGGGGAGUUUCCUCAUCAAAGGUUGCCCGUGCCUUUCACGGGGGCCUUGAACUCGCUCGUCAUGUAGUCUGGACAGCCACUAACAAACUCUGUUGGCUGUCGGUCAAUUGCUCAAGGCCUCCGCUGCUCUUCGGGUCCGGAAAACGGGAAAGGGAAAGGCUAAGUUUAAAAUCUUACCGAAAUAGAUCUGAGCUACUCUGGUGGGUUGCGACGCUGAUUACAGAGAUAGAGUGGUGCUGAACGCAGGUAGAUUUUUGAAUGCAAAGGUACAAAACCCUUAUUCUGGAGUAAGAUUGAGUAAAUUUUGGAACACAGCCAAGGAUACGAGGACCUGGCAGAACAGAUGGACAGCAUUGGCAGGUGGCAUGCGACGUCUAGUCUGACGAGCGCCGAGGUAACUCGAAAAGCGGAGGAAACGCGGAGGAAAAUCGUGAUGUUUGCUUGGCCGGUGUCCAAACAGACAUCGGACUGCCGGAGUGCUGGGCACUUCAACUUCCACGAUUUUUGAUGGUCAUGUCACCUCACGAUUUUUUAAAUGCCCUGUUUGGGCAGGCCUCGAGACUGCUAGUGCGAACAAGCAAAUCACUUUUCUUAUUUUUCACUUAGACUCGAAAGGCUGUCACCAUACCUCUACUAUUGUGGUGGGAAGUGCUGACUUGGGGCACAAACCUAAGUUGUAAAAUUUCACCUCCACCAAUGCACGUUUGCAAGUCCAGUCUCAGGGCGCCGCCAUCUUGCUCAGUGGCGUACGCUUGGGUGCGGCCAUAAUCCGAUUACGAUGCCUUAGCAAGGCUUUGUAAUUGGAUUAUGAUGCAUCCAAGCUCCCCCCAGCUGAUCAAGAUGGCAGUGCCCUGAAGCCGGACUUGCAAACACGUGUGCUGUCUUGAUGUAAAAUGCAAAAAAAGUGCCGAGGUCGUGUUUCCGCUAGGAGUGUUGCACAGUGUGCAUCUUUAAUAUAGUCAGUACUGGUCUGUGGUGUGGUUUGGAAUAGAGUGCUCAGGAAAAAGGGAGGGGUGGGGGGCUGGCAGGCAUGAUCGCUUUCUAAGUAUUUCAUACAUUCCUAGUAAAUAAUUCAGGAAAUGGGGAAGGAAAUCUCUCCACCCGUCAUCCCCCCUCUUCCGAACACUUUUGAUGCCACUGACUCUGAGGUUUUGAAUUGCUUAAGACAUCAAAUUAGAGAAGGGAGUACAAACUUUGUUUGCUGCGCCACGGAAAUAGUCAAUGCAUUGCCAAAGGCUCAGACAUUGCCAGGAUGUAGUGCUAGGAGUUGGGAUUAAGAUGCCAUAUUUUCAAAAUGUAUGGUUUUGGAAGUAAUACAUUAAAAGCGAAAAAUUAUUCUGCUGACGAGGGCCACUGGGCAGCAGAAGCAGGCGGUAUGCUCCCGUUUUUCACUGCAGCUGGUGCCACUAUCGAUGACAAGCUGUAGGAAGCAGACUGAAACACAGAACUAGAAAAAACAAAUGCACUCUUUCUAUCAGUAUUCAAGGGAUUCCUAUUCCAAAUUAAAUCAGCUUUAUACUUCCAAUGUUUUUCUUUGGUAGCUAGGUUUAAAAAUAUUAGCAUCUUAUCCCAACCACUAUACAGGCUGUUCCAUAUAACUUGAGCCAAUGUUUAAACAUUUUUUGGUUAACUUUAGGAAGAUGAAACCAAAGAGUUAAGUUUGUUAAUUGUUUGGAGCAAGUCUGGCUCUUCUUGUGUUUUUGCCCAAUGAAAUAAUUAGGAUUAAUGAAUCAACUUUUGAAAUAUAAGUCUCAAAUGAUAAAGUUGUACAGCAUCCACAGAAACAUCUAAUUCAAUGUACAUCUUAUCAAGAAACCUCAAACACUGUUCGUUUUUCCGGGCCUUUAAGAAAAACCUGUGAAGAAAAAAGAAACUUGUGACUGCGUUUGUGCACCUUAUAUUGUAGCGCACUCAAGCGUGACUUGAAUGAACUAAUCCUGCCCACUGGGCAGGCGCGCUGCCUCUGCAAGAACAAAUACAGUAACAAGGCACUGAUAAUGACUCUGGCCGCGAGACAUGUGGCGGGGAGUUAUUUCGCGAGCUCGACCGAUAUUACGUGUCGAAGAGCCAAUCAGACGGCAAAAAAGGCACGUCAUAGCGUGCUCGGUCUGCAGUUGAUAGGACCAGCCAGUUUUCGGUGUUUCUGUGUGUGCUCUUCCAGCAGCUUGUCAUAUCAACUGCAGAGAGCACACCACGACAUGGCACUUUUUACGCAGUUCGAUUAUCCCUUUGGCUCAUGACGUUGGCCUUGUUGGGACCCAAGAUGAAACGAAGUAUAGUGCGAAUCUGUCGCUGGAGCCCCGUCAACAGUGCCCCGUCCCGCACCCUGACCAGCAUAUGGGCCUACACUCUAAGAAAUGCCUGAGCAUCUACUUUUCUGCCAAACACUCGAAGAGCCAAUCUCUGCGAUCUACGAAAUCAGCUCAGUGAAUUAUGAGGCAGAACAUCAGUUUAGAUCUCAAAAUCAAGUCUGCGCUGUGGCAUUACGCAAUGCAAGCACAACGCUUUGCAUUGCGUAAUGCCACAGCGCAGACUUCAUGUUUAGCUCUAAACGAAUGUUCUGCCUCACCAUUCUCUGAGCUGAUUUCAUAGAUUGCAGAGAUUGGCUCUUUGAGUGUUUUGCGGGUAAGUAGACGCGCAGGCAUUUCUUAGAGUGUGGUUAGUUCAAGCCACGGUUGAGAGCGAUAGAAUACAAGGCGUGCGAGCAUAAAGUCACACAUCUUUUCAUUAAUUUCCGGGCUUUAUUUGAAGCUUGGAAAUACAAACUGUGUCGGAGGUUUCUUGACAAAAAUCACCGAGCUGGAUGUGUCCAAGGACGCCGUACAAAUUCCAUCGUUGCAACUUUUGCUCUAAAUAGAAUAUUUGGAAAGUUCAUUUCUAAACUGAUUAUUUCAUUGGGCGAAAUAAAAAAAAAAAAAUAGCUCGGCUUGCUCCCAACAGUGAACAAACUUGUAUUCCUCUGAUUUUGUCUCCCUACAAUGCACCAAAAUGUUUUUAAGCCUUGGCUUAAGUUACGUGGAACACCCUGUAUAUACGAGCAUGAUCAUCGAGAAUGGCAGGGAGGUCUUUCAGUUGUGCCACAUGCAGAGUGACUUUCCUACCUUUGAUAUCUCUUCAACGUCUUGCGAGCAUAGAGCAUGCACGUGCAGCCGUUCCUAUCCUGUCGGCAACCAGAGCGCUGCAUUCCAGCACAGUCCGUGCUUUCGGCUCGGCAAAGCAUUUCGGCGGAACACGGUUUGUUUUGUAAAUGCGCGGUAAAGCAGUCACACUUUAUUGCACGUUGGUUUCAGCAGAAUACUAAAUGUACCAUGACAAAUGUUGUCCGUUUAUUCACUGCAACCCCAUGUUGCGUCAUAUUGUCUGCCUCGUUCUUGUCAUCGGGCAUUGCGUGCUGUUUUGUGGUACGUUUGGCUUUAUCACUAUCACCAGGCAUUGCAUGCCUGCCAAAGACUACCACAGGAAACCGCUCCCUCCAUUGCGAGAGUUCUUUUUCCACUUCGCGUUGCUAGAGUCGAUGAAAGACACGGGUGUUAGGUGCUGUCGUAUCAAUUUUUAUUUCACUGCACACUCACAAGCACCAUUUAUGAGGUUACUUAUUGCUCAGGAGCAAAACAGAAUGUCACUCGACUGCACGUACAGUUACAUAUGAUAUGAGAAACACUAUUUUCGCUCCUUGCAUCCUCUCUAAAAUGGAAAACACAAUGAAGUAAGUCCUUGUUAUCUUUCCCAUUAGGAACUCGAUGUGCUUCGCCUUAGCAGUUGUGUCGUAAAGUAUUUUCUUACAGAACAGAAACAAGUUAUAUUAGAAUGUGACAUUAAUUGAGGUUGUGAAUUGCAACUCCUGGCCAUUAGCUCUUUUGAGCAGAUUUGCUAUCUACAGAAGACACACUAAAAAUGAUAUGCAGAUGGAGCUCUACUGUAUCCUGCCUGGAGCAUCCCUGAACCCACUUCAUGUUGUACUCCUCGAAAAGUAUGCCGGUGGUGUGUCGACACGCAAUUAUUGCUUGCAGCUUCCUUUAGCAGGCCUUGUUUCAACUCGUAGCUUUCACUUCAAUUCUCCUCGGGUAGAAACUGAAGGUGUCAUUAUUAGUGACAAGAUAUUGGAUUUUAGAGACAAGUCAAACUUUAUACACAUUCUACCGUUAUCCACGCCCAGCUGUUACUUUUCUUUUUUUUUUAAUUUCCUUCAAGUGCAAUAUCAUACAUGGAGAAGACCAAAACAGUACAGAUCAUUCUUAGGCACAGAAUGGUGUAGUGCACAUCUUUUAAUUUGGUUGGUUCUUUGUGUUGCAUUUUUAGUUAUGUGAUCGCAUAAGCUUAAUUGCUUCAUGCGUUUGUCUAGAAAAACAGGAAUGCAACACAUGCAAAUAGUCCUUCAGAACAAUCAUUACUGCCUGCUGCUGCCUAACAUAGAAUGCCUUUUUGGAAAAUGGGCACCAAGUUUCUACUGCCGGCUGUGAUCGAAGUGAAAACAAAAGUCUCAAUAUUUAGAUGCACCAAACCUGAUUUCUGGUUUUGAGGUCUGCUCUGGGUACUGUUCUCCAAUCCAGCAAGACUGUUUGGUUAAAACCCAGUUUCGCUGCCUUUUCCGUCACUGUCUUUGAACUUCUAACAACUUGUAUGAUCUGUGUAAUUGCUACUACUGAAAUCCAGAAACCAUGGAGGUAGCAAGCUUCUAGAGGCAUUAUGAUGCGUGAAGCCAGAAGUGUGUUGGGGACAUGUCUUCGAGGAUGACCAAAACAGCUGUGGUUUUGGUCAUCAUUGGGGGCAUGACAGAGGUGGCGUCAUGUCACCUCCAGAAGCUUCCUACCUCCAUGCCAAACACAUUGCACUAAAGAUGACAAAUUGGCAUUCAAUAAUGCACCCUGAGCCUUGCGAAAAUGAUAAAGGGCCAUUUAUCGAGCCAUUGCACAGUGAUUGGCCACAGAGAUCUAGUCUGACAGUACCAUCUGUCACGAAAUUAAACCUGAAAGGAAACGCAGUCAUUUGCACCCAGUGUAAGGUUAAUCAGAAUGUGUAACCAUGUUUUGAGGUAUAUGUUUAAAACCUAAUGAAUUCUGUUUUUGUAUGUGCAUAAAAAUGGGAUAAAGCACGCUAGUUUUUCCUAAUCAGAAAGGAUAACAUGCAAAACCAUGGAGACAGUUCAAGCUGGUUCGGUUUUUACUACACCUGACAGUGUUGAGGACCGUUCAGCAUCCUCGGAUGGGAAUCUCAACGUUUCCUCGUGCCUCCCAAUGAUUGUCGGAUAAAAAGCCCCAAUUCAAGUCCCGAAUCCUGGAAAAAAGCACACCGGAGAAAAGCUCACCGGAGAUAAGCUCACCGGAGAAUAGCUCACCGCAAAACCGGCGGAUGCGGAGAAAAGCUCACCGACCAUUGAGCGUAUGCGGAGAAAAGCUCACCGUUUUUUUUUUUUCUUUUUUUUUUUAUAUGGAGGUUGUUGGAUCAUGCCUCCAAUUUAUUUCCAUUAAAAUUCGUCAGCUUUGUAAAAAAGAAAUUUAAUUUUUUUUUUAUUAUUUAUAAGCUUAUUGGGUACAUUGCUCCCAAAUUAAUAAUUGCAGGCGAGUGUUUUCUGUGGCCUACUCUCUAGGCAACGAAAGCCUAACUGAAAACUUUAUGAACUUGACGAAGAGGAUAAAGUUCGAAAACUUAAUAAUGUCUACCUAAAACCUAGAAAUCAAAACUGUAAAUGCCGAAAGUGCAUGCGCAACAGCGCGGUGCCUGAAAUUCUCUUUGAAGCUUUUGUUAACCUUUUGAAAACAGGAUAAAACAGUCAGUAGGAUAUCAAGGCCUUUUUCUUCCACGGACAUGCACGUUUUCUAGCCGUUCGUGCUGGUGUUUCGGCACGUUGCCUUUGUGUGAUAGUGACCUUUUACGGUGAGCCAUUCAUGAUCUUCCGAGUUGCACACUGGCACCGUAGUUACUCGUGACCUAUUUAAGGAGUAGUCUUCUGUAAGGUAGCGAAUAGGGCGAGUUGGUAAACGUUAUACAUGAUGAAAACCGCUCAAACGACGACGACGGAGUGAAGACAACAGACACGACAGGAGGAAGCUGUUCUCGUAACUUAAGUUUUGUUAGUUAAAUUAACAGAAAGAAAACAGUGUAGCUGACAUUGAUUACAUCAACUAACACCUACUUAUCUAUUGGGCACUACACAAUAUUUGGAGCCGAAACGGUUCACCACACCGCUAUUCAUAUUAUCUCGCAAAAUACAAACCUCUUAAUUUGACAGAGAUACCGACGGCGCACUGGCAUUUGUCAAUAAAUUGUCUUUUUUACCGGUGUACGUAAUUCUGAUUUUAUACUUGCCGCUUUAUUAAUAUACAAAAUGGGUGAUUACUAAUUUCUGAGGAAUUAGUAAAUAUGCCCAAUGAACUAAGAAUGUUAUAAAAAAGAGGACAUAUUUUUAAUGAAGUGACGAAUGCGAAUUGUGUUAAAUUGCCACGUUUGACGCAAAAUCCGCUAAGUUAAAAAAAAAAAAAAAUCUGAGCUUUUCUCCGCAUCCGUUCAAAGGCCGGUGAGCUUUUCUCCGCAUCUGCCGGUUUUGCGGUGAGCUUUUCUCCCGUGAGCUUAUCUCCGGUGAGCUUUUCUUCGCCGCCCGAAAGCCCGAUCUGAUGCACAAAAUUUGCUUUGGGCAUCUACUUUAAGUGCUUUUCUGCCCAAGUUUAAUAAUCUGUUCCUAUUCCCACAUCGCAUUGCAAACUUUAAUCAACACUCUUGAAUGAACGAAGUUACUAAACCCAUAAAGGAAGCAGAAUUUUCUACUAGUUACUCAAGUGGUGCAACGUUUUUUAAGACAAAUGAAGAUUGCCUAGUGUCGUUAAUCUGACAGCUAAGCAGCUCAUGUGCAACUGUACCUCGUUACGAUAGCAGAUGAUUGUAUCUGUUUUAAAGGACUCUUUUGAAAGGAGCGAGUUCUUGAAAUAUUCUGGAUUAAAUGGCAGAGUGCAAAAACCAAGAAAAUUAAUCAGGGUUACGCUGCGUGCAAAUAAUAACAGGUGCCUUCUGAAAAUAGGCUAUUUUUCACUUUCUUUGCUCAUGCAGGAUUUUGUUUAUUCUAAUAUUUUCAUGGGAGAGAUGUACCUAUCAUACUGACUGCACAUCUGUGGCGAAUUUCGGUGCAAUGACUCGGGCAUUGGGGGCUCGUAGGUCCAACCCCGCUUGGCUGUAGGUUUUCUUGGCAGAAGUCUGUCUCCCUUUCUUUGGUUAAUGUACAGAAACCGAAACCCAAAAGAAGGGAACCAAGAUCCUGUUUCAAAACAAAAGAAAGCUGCUCACACACUUCAAAUGUACAACUUAGAAUUUUGUAGAUCCAGGUCCUUGUCCGUACUCCAGGCGCGCCGGAAGUGUCCGGAGGGCAUUUCCAAAUCUGUGUGGGGGAAAGGAAAAAGAACAAAAUUCCAGCAUGUUUUUAUCAUACCCGACAAGCUCGGAGACAUACAGAAUGUGUUGUGAACGGGCUGGCCAGAUGCUGUGUGUGUGCGACGUCAUGAUGUCAUGUGAAAUCAUGGUGUCCUGUGACUUGUGUGACUGAUGUCCCAGAGUCGCGCUACCUCUUGAUAUGGCGUGUCUCUGUGUAAUGCUGGGACGUAAUGCUGCAUCAUGACAGUGUUCUCGUGGACCUCGACUGAUAGAACACGUUUUGUGUUAAAAGGAGUCGUAAGCAUUGGCACAUCACCAUAUCGUCUAUAGCGGAGCUCUUGGCCCUCCCCUUUGCUCACCAACCAUGUCUGUCUUGUCGUGGCUGUACUCCCGCGACAGACCGGUAAUAAACGCUUGCUGAUGAAGCAGUGCUUCUCUGA